Messenger RNA from Triticum turgidum subsp. durum (durum wheat), 1422 nucleotides. The record is from the annotation of a GenBank genome assembly. NCBI's taxonomy places the organism in Eukaryota, Viridiplantae, Streptophyta, Magnoliopsida, Poales, Poaceae.
AUGGUAUCACUAGUCAUGCUUGCGGUGCUCGUGCUGCUGCCGACAACAAUUGCCACGGUGACUACGGCUAGAAGAAACUGUCCCAACACUUGUGGUUCUGAAGUGAUACCUUACCCGUUCGGGCUAGAUCCUUCGUGCUCCUUGCCUGGUUUCAAUCUCACCUGUGCUGUCGACAAGAACACCAACGAGAGUUCUCUCAUGCUGGGGAUGGGCAACUCAAUCCUAAAGUUGUCUCAGGUUUAUGUGGAUGCCAACUUCAACCUCUACGUGAACACCAUUCUCUCGUACUCGACGAAAAUGAUUCCCGGCGUCCGCGACUACUCCAUCCACUGGGAAGCUCCAGCUAGGCCCUUUGCCAUAUCUGGCUCGUCAAACAUGUCCUUGUUCGUUGUCGGCUGCGAUGUCACGGCCUCGCUGUACAUUGGAAACUCGGCCGUUCAGGUCGGGAACUGCACUGUCGUCUGCGCAGAAGCUCAAAUCAUGGAGAAGCUACCUGUGUGGACAUGCGAUGGCAUGGUUGGCAUCGGAUGCUGUUCCAUCGGCAUACAGGUGAACCUAAGGGCGUUCACUCUCAACAUCUCAUGCAUCAUUGAUUCUCCACGCCCCAAACAAGUGCAAGCUUUCAUCGCCUACAAUUGGAACCCAACAUUCAGGCCGAUUGAUGCCUACUCUGGGUUAUUAGAGCGAUACGUUGCUCAACUGGAUUGGUCUAUUCCAUACCAACCAAACUGUAAGCAUGCCAUAGAGGACAAGGACAACUAUGCCUGCGUUAGUGACCACAACAAGUGUCAGGACUCGCCGAUCGGUGGAUACCUCUGCUACUGCCAGUCAGGCAGGGGGAAUGCUUACAUUGAUGGCGGCUGCCCUAAUCCUCCAGCCGCUCCAGUAUAUGACUCCCUUCAGCCAAGAACGAAUUGUCCUACAUCGUGCGGGAAUAUGAGCAUCCCGUUCCCCUUCGGUAUAGAGCUUGGCUGCUUUGCAAAGCCCCAUCUCUACCUCGCAUGUACACCAGGGACGACCAUUCUUCUGGUCCUUAAAAUGACUGCUCGAAAGCUCGUCACAGACAUAUCUAUUGACGAUGGUAUCUUGCAAGUUCGCGAGGUAUCAGGGCCAGGUGAUUUCAUGGCUGGUUCGAACACGGACUCCACGCUCUACGUAUCAUCUGGAAAAUCAGGCGUGGUGAAGUGGGCUAUUGAUAACAUGACAUGCGAGCAUGCUAUGAACAAGAGCGACUACGGAUGCGUCAGCACCCAUAGCGGCUGCAUUGAUGUAACGGACGAUACAACACUCAAACAUGUAGGUUACCGGUGCAAGUGCUCUCCUGGCACAAAGAUAAUCAGAGAUCUUACUGUGCUAUUUACAGAUACCAAUGAGUGCCAUCAGCCAGAUAAAUGCAGGGGUAUCUGCCAGAAUAGUUUCUGA